AUGCCGGCAAAUCCGACGAACGACUGGCAUCCCGCCGAGCGGCGUGAACUCACCGCUCGCGGAACGCAGGUCCCUACAGGAUGGCGUUUGUUUCAGCAGGACGACCGGGGCAGAUCUCCGGGAACCUCGCGACGCCCACCCUCGGGACAGCUCUUGACGUCGCCGUCCAGCCCCGAAGAACCCGUCACCCUGGUCGAACUGACCAGCGUGCCCGGGGGGCAGAAUGCGAUGGCGCAUCUCAAAAAGCGGAAGCUCGAGGCGGAAGCGAGUCUGCAGAAGCCGAAGCAGCAGCAACAGCCCCAGCAGCCUGCACUGAGCGGGAGCAAGAAGGCGCAAGGUAUCCCCCAGGGCAUCCCCCAGGAGAUGGAGACGGCUGACGCCGCGGCAAAGAGGCGCCGGAAAAACUUCCGGGAGGAUGACAUCCGGAAGUCGAUGGAGCUGGACCCGACGAAGAACAUGUCGCUGCCUCAGAAGAAGAGGGUCUUCGCCUCGGGGAACUCGGGUAGCCCGGCGAGGAAGUCGAGCAAGAACUGCGAUGACCCGGAGGACGACGAGACGCUGAUAAGGGAGACGGAGGCGGCACUGAAGAGCCUUUCCGGGAGCUGGCCGGGCCCCAGGGGGUCGUUCUACCAGAGGGGCAGCUCGGACGAGGACAAGUACGAGUCAAACUUCGAGAACCUCUUCGAGGAGAAGAAGGAGAGUCCGAAGCUGUCGCCAUCCUCGGUGUCCAGCUCGUCGACGGCCAGCACCGAGGCGGGGUGCUCCCUAAAGGACGUCAUCACCCUCCGGGGCCAACAGGACCGCCUCAGGACGCAGCAGUUGCAGCAGCUGCAGCUGCACUCGAGCAAGACCAAGAAGGACCUGGACGCGCAAUUGAAAACCGACGACUGCGGGCCACUCCAGGGUGAGUCGGGCAAGAUGCGACCAGGGGGUCCGGGAAGAUCAUUGGGGAAGGACAGGGUUGACCGGGUGGUCGUCGGCGACCAUCAGAACCGCUCCUCCGAGAAGUACUCCCGCUACGACCCGCCGGACUUCAACGAGCUGGUGGACGACUCGUCCAACGAGCUGGAGAUCGACAUGUCGGACCCCACCGCCGACAAGGAGGAGGGUGACCGAGACAGGCCCGACGGAAGGGACAGGGAAAGAAGCUCCAAGGGCUCCUCCCCCCAAGGGAGGCAGCAGCAGCACCACCACCCACCGCAUCACCACCACCACCACCAAGCGCACCUGUACUCCAGCUACCAGAGGCAGUACUCGGAGGGGGCCCCGAAGUCAUCCGGUUCCCCCUCUACGACCUCCACCGUGGGCUCACCGUUCUCCACAGCCUCGGCCUUCCGCCCACCGGGAGGCUCCGACCACUCCAAGGCCACCUGUCGACCCACCGGAGCCACUUCCGGCCCCAUACCCCCCAUGGGGCCCUACCCCGCCGCGGCGACCUUCGUGGGCUUCCCGACCCCGGGUCCAGGUCCCACCAUGCCCGCGCCCCAGCCCGUCCCUGGUAUCCCUCCAUCCCCAGAAGACAAGCACGUCUCCACCAUCUCCCUGCUGCCGCUCAAGUCCCCCAAGGAAGAGAUCCAGGUACCCAGGGAGACCCCCAACCCCACUUCCGCUGCAAAGACCCCACCUACUGGCAUUCCCUCCGUCGCCAGCCCCGACGCCACGUCCUCCAAGCAGUACACCAUCCUGCAGCCUGCGGGCAUCGGCUCCAGGGCCGCCAGCGCCAUCCAGGACAUCGCCAGGGAGGGCGUCGUCAGCGUCGCCGCCGUCAGCAGCAGCAGCAGCGGCGCGAUAGGGACCACCUCCGCUACUGGCCAGACCACUGCUGGGAAGACCGAUCCCGGUCCUCCUGGGGCCUCCAACCCGCCCAGGAAUAACAACCCCGGGACCAAUGCUAACCCUGGACCCGCCGGUACUACCGGCACCCCCAUGACCAUGACCACGGCCACCGCUACCAGCGUCACCCCGGCCGCUACCACCACCAUCGCCUCCACCAGCCCCGUUGCCGUUGGCGAUGUCUCUACCACCACCGCCACCAAUGGACAGCAGGACGCGGUUUUGAAGCUAUCCGACAGGACCUUCGAUGCCGACAGACCCGGCAUGUCCAUGUCCCCCUCCAGCCUGGGCAGAGAAGGCAACAAGUGCCCGACUCCUGGUUGCUCCGGGCAGGGUCACGUGACCGGACUGUACUCGCACCACCGCAGCCUAUCAGGGUGCCCACGGAAGGAUAAGCUGACACCAGAGAUUCUGGCGAUGCAUGAGACUAUUUUGAAAUGCCCGACGCCUGGUUGCAACGGCCGCGGCCAUGUCAGCUCCAAUCGCAACACUCACAGGAGUUUGUCCGGAUGCCCCAUCGCAGCGGCCAAUAAGCAGGCCGCCCGCGAGGCCCGUCACAAGGCGCAAGUGUCGGGCAUCCCGCCGGAGUACAUCAGCACGAGUCUCCUCCCGUCUUCGAUGGAGUCCAAGGUGUACCCUCAGUACAGUAGCCAAGAGGCGAAACCAGUGGCAUCGCCGUCGUACGACUACUACGCGGCGACGAAAGCGGCCGCAGCGAUCGCUUCGAAGCCGCAGAAGACCUCCGAAGAGAGUCCAAGAGGAAGUAAAUUGGUCCCGAAGGCCGAGCCUGCCGCGACGUCCGCAGGGAAUCCAGGAACAGGGGGCACCUGCUGCACCUCCCUACCCGGCAGGAGUCAAUCCUCCGAGUUGUUGGUCCCCAAGUCGGAAGACGCCUCUUCUUGCCGCGUGAAUUCCCCGCCACCCCCGCCACCACCCUCGUCGAUCAGACAGACCUACGACUCGUACUUGAACCAGGACUCGAACUCCUCGUCGGUGUCCUCCCUGGACACGAUGGGGUCCAGGUCCAUAGGGGGUUCCAUCCACCACCCGAGCCAGCACCCGGCGCACCACGUCCUGCCCAUGCAGCCCACGGUGGCCUACCCCAUGCCCAUGGUGGAGGACACCAGGAUGUCCCACCAGAUGCCCCAGAGGUCGCCCUACGAGUCCUCGGCGAUGAUGGCGGCCGCGGCCAUCGCCGCCACCUCUGCCGCCGUCGCGGCCGCCACCACGACCAACACCUCCGCCGAGGACCUCUACCACCACAGAUCCAGCGAACAUGCCAGGGCGUACAUGCACCCUGCCGCUGCCAACAUCGCCAGACCCGUAGUCACCUACUCCAACGAGAUCGCCGCCACCAGGGGGUACGAGAGCGCCGUGGUCAGCGCCACCAACCACCGACCUUACGACCCUGGCACCGCUGCCGCCUAUGAUAGGUACGACGCCCAGCCCUGCACCCCAUUGCAGCCCCAGACGCAGCAGCAGCUGCACUCCAGGGCCAACAUGUACUACCUGGGCCAGGCAGGGAUGACCCCCGAGGAGCAGGAGAGGGUCUAUCACCAGGAGGCCGCCGCUGCCGCCGCUGCGGCCGCUGCUGCCCAGCAGCAUCAGAUGGCCAUGGCCGCCGCCUCCGCUGCCGGGAUGAUGAAGUCGGAGGAUGUGAAAUGCGUCACGGUGGCCCAGGUGCAGCAGAUGCAGAAACCAGGGGGCCCGCCGACCUCCCCAGGGGGGUCCGUCAUGGACCUGUCCACGUCCAGCGUGACGUCCACCAGUCCACAGGCACCACCGUAUGGCUCCAACAGUCUUAGUCCUCAGUACGGUGGAGGGCAGACCGUCGGUGGUAGUCCUCAAGCUGCGGCCAGUCCGCAUCUCACGGCCAGUCCCCAGGUUCCCAGUCCGCAGGGCCAGACCUUGGACCUCAGCGUCAACAGGCUCCACAGUGGAGCCCCCAGCCCUCAGUACUCGGGCGGCCACGGAGAGGCCGUUGCGGUGGCCGUCCCGGUCGGUCCAGGGUUCUCUGCCCCCAGGCCCAUCGAGGAACAGACGGAACCCGUCGACUUCUCCACGGCGAACGAACCGGUCAACUUCAGCGGAGGUCCUGGCAUCAGGCCCGUCCCAGGGUUCCCGCCUCCUGGGGUGCACGCCGCGGCGUACAGUCGCGAGAGCACCCCCGACAGCGGGGGCUCCCACUAUAUGGACGCCUACCGAGAUCCCACCGGUUACGGCCCCAUGAGCCCUCACCCUGGGUAUGGGAUGGCGGGCGUCCAGGCGGAAUACCCGGCCAACACGUACACCCCAUAUCCGACCGCGGGCUACAACUGCGGGGCGACUUACCCCGGGGGCCCCGUCACCUCCGGGUACCAAAUCCCCGCAGGAUACACCCCGGCGCCGUGCUACAGCAUGCCGCCCCCUCAACACACCAUCGGCACCCUGGACAAGCCGUCGAGCAAGGACGACAGUAUGAACGCGAGGCGGCAAUCUUUGAAUUUCGUGGCCCGGCCCGCCCCUCGUGGCCGCGACGGCAAGGAGCUGAUUCAGUGUCCCACGUCUUCCUGCGAUGGCAUGGGUCAUGUCUCGGGGAACUACGCUACCCACAGAAGCUUGUCAGGGUGUCCAAGGGCGGAUCGCUCCCAGAUCCAGGCCCACUCUCAGGAGCUGAAGUGUCCCACACCAGGGUGCGAUGGGUCUGGCCACGUCACCGGCAACUACUCCUCGCAUCGAAGUCUCUCCGGGUGUCCCAGGGCGAACAAGCCGAAGAGCAAACCCAGGGAUGGCCAGGACUCCGAGCCGCUGAGGUGUCCAAUUCCAGGUUGCGACGGAUCGGGACACGCGACCGGGAAGUUUCUGUCGCACCGCAGCGCUUCCGGGUGCCCCAUCGCCAACCGGAACAAGAUGCGCGUCCUGGAGUCGGGCGGGACGGUGGAGCAGCACAAAGCGGCCGUGGCGGCAGCAACGGCGAUGAAGUUCGAGGGUGUCAGUUGUCCAACGCCAGGGUGCGACGGGGUGGGCCACAUAAACGGGUCCUUCUCGACCCACAGGUCCCUUUCCGGGUGUCCCAUCGCGGGACACGCCGUCAAGAAGCCGAAGUUCGACGACAUGUCGGGCAUGUACAGCAAAGGAAUCACCGGGGUGGACGCCGGUGGUCCGGCGACUCAGGGUGGAGCGAUAGGAGCAGGCCCUGGUGGACCGAGCGGUAACGGGUCCGCCGGUCAGGCCCAGGGCGAGGAUCUCUACACACUCGAGGCCGAGAUCACGGAACUACAGAGAGAGAACGCCCGCGUCGAGUCUCAGGUCCUGCGCCUCAAGUCCAAUAUCACCGCCAUGGAGAACCAGCUCAAGCAGGGUGACAAGGAGACCUCCGCCAUAGCGCACCGGAAUAACAACCUGAACGAGUACUACCAGUCGCUGCGCGAGAACAUGUUCUCCCUGCUGGAGCACGUGCGAAUACCGAGCGUGCCUGGCGGUCCCCAGGAGAAGAUUGGCCACGAGAACUUCGACAGCUACCUGACGAAACUGCAGACCCUCUGCACGGCCGACGGUUACUGCGCCGACGAGAGCAACCGGCCGAUCUACGAGACGGUGAAGACCGCCCUCCAGGACUUCACCGUCCUACCCACGCCCAUCUGAGA
Molecule: messenger RNA, 5459 nt
Organism: Orussus abietinus
Lineage: Eukaryota; Metazoa; Arthropoda; Insecta; Hymenoptera; Orussidae
Product: mucin-12
Exons: 17
Coding region: 1-5457 (1818 amino acids)
Biological process (GO): regulation of transcription by RNA polymerase II
Cellular component (GO): nucleus
Molecular function (GO): RNA polymerase II cis-regulatory region sequence-specific DNA binding; DNA-binding transcription factor activity, RNA polymerase II-specific; zinc ion binding
Source: RefSeq, a predicted model, not a curated record